Quercus robur (English oak) is the source of this 2981-nucleotide messenger RNA. RefSeq names its product RINT1-like protein MAG2. Bases 159 to 2588 code for a protein of 809 amino acids. The transcript is spliced from 4 exons. NCBI's taxonomy places the organism in Eukaryota, Viridiplantae, Streptophyta, Magnoliopsida, Fagales, Fagaceae. Gene Ontology annotation, cellular component: Dsl1/NZR complex. Gene Ontology annotation, biological process: retrograde vesicle-mediated transport, Golgi to endoplasmic reticulum; endoplasmic reticulum to Golgi vesicle-mediated transport; regulation of ER to Golgi vesicle-mediated transport. The record is from RefSeq and is a predicted model, not a curated record.
UUCGGACUCAAAUACUCACUCUGCCCCUCCCUCCAUAAAGCAAAAGCACCAUUGCAUUACACUCGCUUUCUCUCUCAUACGAUCGUAUGUAAACUUCCCAAAAUACCCUCACUCACCGUUCAAAUUUCCCACCCGCAACCCAAAUCCGUAAAUGCCUUAUGGAUUACGAACACUCGUUCCAGACGCUUCCAGUAUCGAACACGCUCUCUUCCUCGGUGCUCUCAUUCCUCAACGACAAGUUUCGCGCCAGGGCCGACCUCGCCGGAGCUCCGGCUCUCGUCUCGGAGCUCCGCACCCGGUGCUCCGACUUGGAUCGGACCCUAACCGACCUCAACCGGAGCCUCGGAGCUAGCCUCGUCGCCUACGCUUCCUUCUCCGAUCGAUUCGACGCCGUUUUCGACGAUCUCAGCGCCAAAUUGAUCCGACUCCGAUCCUCUACUUGCUCUCCUACCUCUUCCUUUUCAGAUGGAGGAGGAGAGGGAAAUGGGAAGGCGGAGAAGAUAUUGGGGGAGGAGCUGCCAGCAUUGGCGAAGGAGGUGGCAAGGGUGGAGACGGUUCGAAUCUACGCAGAGACGGCACUAAAGCUUGACACUUUGGUUGGUGAUAUUGAAGACGCUGUAUCUUCUGUUAUGAACAAAAACCUAAAGAAGCAUUCUUCCACACAGAAUUCAGAUGAAAUGCGUCUGCUUGCUAUCAACACCCUUAAAAUGACAGAAGAAGUUUUAACAUCAGUUACAAAGACACGCCCUAAAUGGGCACGUCUUGUGUCAGCAGUAGAUCACAGAGUAGAUCGAGCUCUAGCCGUUUUACGACCACAGGCAAUUGCAGAUCAUCGGGCCCUUCUUGCAUCCCUUGGAUGGCCUCCUCCCCUUUCUACCUUGACUUCCUCAAACCCAGAUAGAAAAUCAGCUGAAGUCCCAAAUCCACUUUUCACAAUGCAAGGGGACCUCAAACACCAGUACUGUGAAAACUUUCUCGCCUUGUGCAGACUGCAGGAGUUGCAGAGUCAAAGGAAAUCCCGGCAACUAGAGGGCUUUAACCGGAAAGUUGCUUUGCGCCAGCCUCUCUGGGCUAUUGAAGAGCUUGUAAAUCCCAUAUCACUGGCAUCCCAACUCCAUUUCUCAAAGUGGGUUGAUAAGCCAGAAUUCAUUUUUGCUCUUGUAUAUAAGAUCACUAAGGACUAUGUUGACUCUAUGGAUGAGUUAUUGCAACCACUGGUUGAUGAAGCAAUGCUAGUAGGGUACAGUUGCAGAGAAGAAUGGAUUUCAGCAAUGGUAUCCUCCUUAUCAACAUACUUGGCAAAAGAGAUAUUCCCUGUUUAUGUUGGUCAACUGGAUGAAGAGAGUGCCACUGGUAUUCGGUCACAGGCAAGGAUUUCAUGGCUCCAUCUUGUUGACUUGAUGAUAUCUUUUGAUAAACGAGUUAGGUCUCUGGUAGAACAUUCUGGAAUCUUGCUUUCCUUUCAGGAAGAUGGGAAUCUGCAGAAGAUUUCAUCUCUCUCUGUCUUUUGUGACCGACCUGACUGGCUAGAUUUAUGGGCAGAAAUAGAACUUAGUGAAGCACUAGAUAAGUUGAAGCCUGAGAUGGAUGAUGAGAGAAAUUGGAGAAUGAAAGUUCAGGGGGCAGUUCUUUCAUCUGUUCCUGAGGAUUUCAAGUCUCCAGCCGUUUCCAGUGCUUUUCUUCGGCAUCUAUCAUCUAUGAUUGAUCGUUGUCGAUCAUUGCCUAGCAUAUCGUUGAGAUCAAGGUUUCUCAGAUUAGGUGGUGCACCUAUUACCCGAAAAUUUUUGGAUUGCAUACUUCAGAGGUGCCAAGAAGCUGAAGGACUGACUGCGUUAACAGAUGAUGAUGCCAUUAUUAAAGUUGCAAAUUCCAUUAAUGCUGCUCAUUACUUUGAAUCUGUGAUAAAGGAAUGGUGUGAGGAUGUCUUCUUUCUGGAAAUGGAAUUGAAUCAAGGUGACCAACUGGGAUUAUCUGUUAGUGAGUAUGGCAGUCGUGAAGAGCCAAUUAAAGGAUCUGAAGGAGGUAUUUUUGAUGAGGAGAUUGGAAAGUUGGGGGAGUUUAGAGCUCAGUGGGUUGAGAAGAUAUCUGUUGUUAUCUUGAGGGGAUUUGAUGCUCAAUCUCGAGAUUAUAUGAAGAACAGAAGGCAGUGGCAGGAAAAGGGCGAAGAAGGUUGGACAGUUUCCAAGUCUUUAGUUGUAGCUUUAGAUUAUUUGCAAGGAAAAGUUUUGGUAGUUGAAGAAAGUUUGAACAGGAUAGACUUUGUUAGGGUCUGGAGAAGUUUGGCAGCUGGGGUAGAUAGGUUGGUUUUUCAGAAUAUUCUUAUGAGCAAUGUGAAGUUUUAUGAUGGUGGUGUUGAGAGGUUUGACAGUGAUUUGCAGGUUUUAUUUGGGGUGUUCGGGGCUUGGUGUUUGAGGCCAGAAGGAUUCUUUCCAAAAGCAAGUGAGGGCUUGAAGUUGUUGAAAAUGGGUGAGAAGCAGCUUCAAGAUAGUCUGGCAGGAGGUGAGAAAUGGAUGAAGGAUAAUGGGAUUAGGCAUUUGAGUGUAACUGAGACGGAAAAGAUAGUAAGGAGUAGAGUAUUCAAAAGUUAAAGGCUUUAGAAGCAAACUUUUCCCAUUUGUGUAUCGUUGUCCCAAGAAGACACUGCAACUUAAAGGAACAACCAGGAGGUUAGCUCAGGUUUAUUGAAGCAGUGGUUACCAUUUUGUGUACAUGGCUCUGGACUUCCUGAACUGAUCAAUUCAUUUUAACAGUACCAGUAAUUUCCAGUUUCCCUCAACCCACUUCUUACAACGGUCAACCACUGCUUACACCCUAGAACAUCUCCUGUUCUUAAAUUUCAGCCAGGUAUGAUGUAUCUACUGCCUAUGUGGCAGGUGUGCUUAAUAAAUUGUAAAUGUGGUUCAAGGAAAACCACUCCAUUCGUUAUUAAAUUAUAAUUACUAUUUGUUUUAGCAAUUGAAAUGGAUAUACAAUUUACAUCU